Molecule: messenger RNA, 1179 nt
Organism: Penicillium pulvis
Lineage: Eukaryota; Fungi; Ascomycota; Eurotiomycetes; Eurotiales; Aspergillaceae
Product: class I SAM-dependent methyltransferase
Exons: 1
Coding region: 1-1179 (392 amino acids)
Biological process (GO): ergosterol biosynthetic process
Cellular component (GO): endoplasmic reticulum
Molecular function (GO): sterol 24-C-methyltransferase activity
Source: RefSeq, a predicted model, not a curated record
AUGGUGUCACAGACGCUUAUAGAGACGCCUACUCAUCCGGGCCGGACUGGGCGCGGCUCUGAGAGCGAUAGUUCGCUUGAUGAGAUCGCAGAGACGAAGCAGAAGCUGUUUGUCACUACACUGGGCAAGCAUGGCAAGGAUUCUGACAAUUCAGCCUCUCCGAAACGAUUGAAGAGCUUCUGGACUUCAUUCCGAUACUUGGCCAACCUGACUCCGAAGCAGGUCGAUGAGUUUAUGGCGUCAUACAUCAUUUACAAUCUUGAUUGGUCCGAUGAGAAGCAAAUGAUCGAGGCUCUGGGCCCAAAUUACCAGGAGAAAGUUGGCGAUUGCUUGAAGUCAUACUACGGCGUGCUCAAUCAUCUUUGCGCGCUAGGUGACGUGGAAAAGAUGUAUAUCCCGCCAUGGAUGAGCAAGAAGGCCUCCAUUCUGGAGAAUCAAAUCCUCUACGAACGAUCAAUCGCUCAGAACAUUGGUCUCACUGCAGGAGACAAGGUGCUAGAUCUUGGUUGCGGCCGUGGUCGCGUCGCAGCGCAUAUGGCCCAGCACACCGGCGCACACGUUACCGGCCUCAACAUCGACCCGAACCAAAUCGCGCAAGCGAAAACCUUCAACGAAGCCCGCGGUCUACAGAACAACUUCGUCGUUCAAGAUUUCAACAGCCUCCCUUUGCCCUUCGCGAACGAAAGCUUCGACGCCUUCUACCAGAUCCAAGCGCUAAGUCUAUGCAAGGAUCUACCUGCACUCUUCGCCGAAAUCUUCCGCGUUGUCAAGCCCGGCGCUAAAAUCUCGCUCUUAGACUGGAUCAGUCUUCCUGCCUACGAGCCCACGAACCCCGAACAUGCGGAGCUCAUGCGCCGCGUCAAACCAUUGAUUGGAGCUGUCGGCACCCCCACCAAGGAGAGCUUGGAGGAAGCUCUUACCAAGUCCGGUUUUGAGAUCGUGCUGUCCGAGAACGCUAGUAUCGAUGGCUUGCAGGCUCCGCUCAUUGACAACGCGGACAUUUACUUCCGGACGUUGCGCCAGGUUAUUCUGGGUCUUGUUAAGGUCCGCAUGAUACCGCGUCACUUCAAGACGCUUAUCAACCGCUUGUGUUUGGAUGGACAGGCUUUUGUCAAGAUGGAUAACAUGCGUCUUGCCACGACGAGCUAUAGCAUCAUUGCGCGGAAGCCCAAGGCAUAA